Cryptomeria japonica (Japanese cedar) is the source of this 3169-nucleotide messenger RNA. RefSeq lists its product as uncharacterized. Gene Ontology annotation, cellular component: nuclear replication fork. Gene Ontology annotation, biological process: DNA repair; replication fork processing. Gene Ontology annotation, molecular function: ATP-dependent chromatin remodeler activity; ATP binding. Lineage: Eukaryota; Viridiplantae; Streptophyta; Pinopsida; Cupressales; Cupressaceae. Bases 98 to 2899 code for a protein of 933 amino acids. The transcript has 30 exons. The record is from RefSeq and is a predicted model, not a curated record.
UUGAGGAACUCCUGGUCCCAUGGUCUAGUGGACGUUACUGAAAAUUGUUGAUUAAAGAGACGACGGCGGACAUAAAAUUUGAUAGCCCGCGCAGGGGAUGUUCAAAACGGGGAUGCGAGCAAAUGCAAAUUUCGCUGCACACUGCGUGAAGGGAGUGAUUAACGAGAGGUGGUGGAAAGCAAGGAGAAACAUAUCAGCAACAAAGUACAUGGAUGAAGAAUGGGAUUUGAGCGCGGAGGAGCUCGAUUGCCUAGAGCAAGAUGCUAUUCGACGCCUUGCCCAGCGCCAACAAUCAUCCACAGCCACCUCUUCUCCACUUAUCUCAUCUCCUCCUGGAAUGUCCGGCAGAAGUCAACUGAGCGUCAAGAUUUUCAAGGAUUGCCACGGAAAAAUUGCCUUGGAAACGCAGUAUAACCCGCACCUGGUGGCCAUGCUAAAAUCUGUUGCUGGACAUGAAUGGGAUCAACAUCGGAGGGUUUGGACAUAUCCUGAGGGUGAACUUGAGAAUGUUGAAAAGGCUCUUAGUUCACUUCCCCAUAUUGUAGCAAGUAUUUAUGCAGUUCCUCCACUUAACUUGCCUUUGAAGUCCAGAGAAGCUGAUUAUAAUGCAGGAAAAAACAUUUCCGAGCAAAGAAAUCCUGUAAACUUUCAGUUGUCACAACACUAUGGUUCAAGCAAAUCAAGCCCUUGCAAAUUGUUUGCAAAUUCAGGUGGUCAUAUUGGUGGAAGUCCACAGGCACAGAAGAAUACUGUUGCUGUGCAACUGUAUUUUAUAGAUCAGGAUCGGAUUGCUGCUCGAAGUAUUUAUAAUGAGAGAAUUAAGGAAGCUUGCCAAUCUGUUCAGGGGAGACUCUGGAAUGCAGAAGAGAAAGUUUGGACAUUUCCAAAUACUACAUUGGGUGAACUUCUGGAUUCUUUAGAUAAAAUAUCUUCACCUUCAAUAACUGUUGAAGCUCUUCCACCAUUGGUUUUGCCAGACACUUGGUGUUCGAGAAAUUUGAAGCUUGGUAAAGUUAUGGAGCCUGAGGGUAAGUCAGGGAUAACUCCAUCCACAAGAACAAAAUUAUUCCAGAAUGCUGAUCAAAUAAAAGGAAAAUAUGGAAAGUGUUAUGUUAACCUUUCUAUACAUAGCAGUGGGAAUAUUGCAGCAAGAUUCCCAUUCCAGGAGCAAGUGAUAGCAGCUUUUCGUGCAGUUCCAAAAGCUGAAUGGAGUGCCAAAGAAAGGCUAUGGAUUCUCCCUAUAUCAUCCCUACCAGAUGCAGAAAGAGCUCUUGCUCAAAUAGACGGCUUGGAAGUUGUUGUGGAAUCAUUGGAUCCUUUUGUGCGACAUGCUCUUGAUGCUUCUUCUAAAUUUCCUGACCUUAGAGGAACAUACAGCAAUAUACCUGCUUUCUUGGAGAAUGUACUAUUGCCGUUUCAAAGAGAUGGUGUAAGAUUUGUUUUGGAGCAUGGUGGACGUGCUCUGAUUGCAGAUGAAAUGGGAUUGGGAAAGACUUUGCAGGCAAUUGCUGUUGCCUCAUGUCUCAAAGAUUCCUGGCCAGUACUUGUUGUCACACCCUCUGCAUUGCGUCUACAAUGGGCUUAUAUGAUUAAUCAGUGGCUCCAUAUAUGCUCGUCGGAAAUAUCGAUUGUAAUGUCACAGUGGACUGGAUCAAUCAGAGAUUGUUUCAAAGUCGUGUACUCAUCUGGAAAAAAGGGUAUUCAACUUGAUGGUCUAUUCAACAUAGUAUCUUAUGAUCUUGUACCAAAGCUGCAAGAAACUCUCAUGGACAGUGAUUUUAAGAUUGUUAUUGCAGACGAAUCACACUACUUGAAGAAUGGUCAAGCAAAAAGGACAGAUGCUUGCAUUCCUCUUUUGCAUAAAGCACAGCACUGUAUCUUACUCACUGGGACUCCUGCAUUAUCACGGCCCAUUGAGCUUUUCACACAGCUGCAAGCGUUGCAUCCUAGUGCAUAUAAGAAUGUUCACCAUUAUGGACAGCGAUAUUGCAAGGGUGGAUAUUUUGGCACAUAUCAAGGAGCUAGUAAUCUUGAUGAGCUCCAUGCUUUAAUGAAGAAAACAGUUAUGAUUCGAAGAUUGAAGAAAGAUGUCCUUUCAGAACUUCCAGUCAAGCGUCGACAACAGGUAUUAUUAUCUUUGGAUGACAAAGGAUUGCAGCAAAUGCGAGCACUUUUCUUUGAGCUGGGAAGCAUAAAAAAGAAAAUGGAACUCUGCAAUCUUGAUGAAGAAGUCCAAAUGUUAAGGUUGUCUCAGCAGCAACUUAUCAGUAAGAUUUAUACAGAGUCAGCUGAAGUAAAGAUUCCAGCUGUGCUGGACUAUAUGCAAACUAUGAUUGAGGGAGGCUGCAAAUUUCUGGUGUUUGCACAUCAUCUGUCAAUGCUAGAUGCUAUUGAACAAUAUUUGAUUAAAAAGAAAGUUAGUUGUAUACGAAUUGAUGGAAGUACAUCACCAUCAUCAAGACAGAUGUUAGUAACACGGUUCCAGGAGAGAGAUGAUGUAAAAGUGGCCGUGCUUUCUAUACGUGCUGCGGGAGUGGGUCUGACACUGACUGCAGCAACCACAGUGAUAUUUGCAGAGUUGUCAUGGACGCCUGGUGAAAUUGUUCAGGCAGAAGAUCGUACCCAUCGAAUUGGUCAGGUGUCCUCGGUUAAUGUAUAUUAUCUGCAUGCAAAUGAGACAGUGGAUGAUCUUAUCUGGGAUUGUGUGCAGCAUAAGCUGGAAAAUUUAGGACAGGUACUUGAUGGUCAAGAGAAUGCCUUGGAAGCUUCUUCAGAGCAGCACUUUAACUUAAAUAAACGGCAGAAAAAAUUGGAUUCUUUUUUGCAACCUUGUGUAAAUGAUCAUUGUAGUACAAAAUCUUCAAAUUUGGCUUUGGAAGGUGACAAAGACCAGCGAUGAUAAUUCUGUAAUCUAUAAAAUUUUGUAAAACUGAAAAUUGCUUAUUUAAACAGUUCAAAGUUAACAGACAUGGACCACUAACCAAUUUAUUCAUCAACAUAUUCUCUUUCUUUGUAUAAUGAAUCAAGCUUUCAGUGUAUUCUCUUAUUAAUUUUGGUAGCAAUCCAGCAUGACGAUGAAGGGAAUUUGUGUCAUUGGAUCGUCUCCCUAUGUGGAUUUACUGUUUAGUGGACAAGAAGUACUGGAAGUAAUGAAAUAAUUUUUUUUGUA